This is a messenger RNA of Diospyros lotus (date-plum), 501 nucleotides long. RefSeq names its product RING-H2 finger protein ATL74-like. The coding region runs from base 1 to 501 and encodes 166 amino acids. NCBI's taxonomy places the organism in Eukaryota, Viridiplantae, Streptophyta, Magnoliopsida, Ericales, Ebenaceae. The transcript has a single exon. The record is from RefSeq and is a predicted model, not a curated record.
AUGAUCUUCCAAGCCUCUCCGCCGGUGGCUGCGCAUGCCCUCCACCACCAUUCCAACUCCAAGGCCUCCUUUAAUUCUUUCAUGAACAUUGUCUACUACGUCUCGUCGGCGUUCGUCUGUGUCCUGGUCCUCGGCGGCAUCGGCUUCUGCAUCUACUGUUGCCUUCUCUACCUGCAAAUAGCCAGCCGGCGGUUCGCGGCGUUUCUAUGGCGGCUGGGGUUCUUCGACCGGGCGCUGCACGCAAUCGAGGAGAGGAAGAAGAAGAAGAUCUUGAAGAGCCUUCCUCCCCUCGUGGAGUAUUUGCCCCGUGAAGGGGCCAUAAAUUGCAGCGCCUGCGCCAUUUGCUUGGAGGAUUUCAGGGACGGCGAGCUCUGUCAGGUCCUUCCUCUCUGCACCCACGCCUACCACUCGGCUUGCAUUCGGCCGUGGUUGAUCAACAACCAGAGAUGUCCGACCUGCCGGACCCCUCUUUCAGGUAAGACAAAGGUGGUGAAUGUGUAA